Molecule: messenger RNA, 9331 nt
Organism: Hippopotamus amphibius kiboko
Lineage: Eukaryota; Metazoa; Chordata; Mammalia; Artiodactyla; Hippopotamidae
Gene: THSD4
Product: thrombospondin type 1 domain containing 4
Exons: 18
Coding region: 341-3394 (1017 amino acids)
Biological process (GO): extracellular matrix organization
Cellular component (GO): extracellular matrix
Molecular function (GO): metalloendopeptidase activity
Source: RefSeq, a predicted model, not a curated record
GGGACGGAGCGAGCGCGGAUCCCGGCUCUCCGGCUCGCAAACCCCGGGCCACAGCUUUCCGCGCGCGCCCGAGCCGCCGGCCGCCCGCGCAGCCCGACGCGGAAGCCGGGCGCAGCGCGAGCCGGUGCAGGACGGGCGCGGGGCGCUGGGCGCGGGGCGGCGGCGGCCGUCCAUGAGGCGGGCUGGGGGCCGCCCGGCGCCGGGAAGCACGCGGGGGCGAGGCGAGGCGGCCGCCGGCCGCUCCGGGACACGGACCGCCAGGAGUUGAACACCACCUCCAUCUGCAGAAAAUUGGCACCAUCUCUGAGGAGCCCUUGCUUUUCCUGGGACACCCAGCAUCAUGGUUUCCUGUUUCACGGAGUCUCUCAGUGUCCUGGGUUCCCUCCUGCUGCUUGGAUUCCAGCUCGUCUACCCACAGCCCUCCACUGAACACAGAAAGGUCCCGCAGCGGAUGGCGGUGGCCGAGGGCGCCCCCGAGGACGGCGGCGGCGGCGCCCCGGGCGUGUGGGGCGCCUGGGGCCCCUGGUCCGCCUGCUCGCGCAGCUGCAGCGGCGGCGUGAUGGAGCAGACGCGGCCUUGCCUGCCCAGCUCCUACCGCGCACGCGGGGGACCGCGGCCCGGAGCCCCCGCGCACGCCUUCGCGGGCCACGUGGUGUCAGCCGUGCGCACGUCGGUGCCGCUGCACCGGAGCCGCGAGGAGCCACGCGCCCCCGCCGGCCUCAACUCCAGCCGCCAGGGUCCGGCGCUCCGAGGCAGUCGGCACCCGCAGGCCCGGGCCCGCGAAUCCACGGCGGAGAGAAGGAGCAGGACCCGAGGUCCCAUAGGCCCUGGCAAGUAUGGCUAUGGUAAGGCCCCGUACAUCUUGCCGCUGCAGACAGACUCUGCACACCCGCCACAGAGGCUUCGGAGGCAGAGGCCCUCAUCACGACAUUCCAGGUCCCAGGGGGCAUCUGGUUCUAGCCAUGGCUACAGCCCUGCAGCCCACCGGGCCCCGCAACAUGGACCUCUGUACCAGAGUGACAGUGGCCCUCGUUCUGGACUGCGAGCCUCAGAGGGCUCCAUCUACCAGCUGCCUUUGACCCAUGACCAAGGCUUCCCUGCAGCCUCAAGUCUCUUCCACAGCCCAGAAACAAGCAGCAGCCCUGGCCUGGGGGCCCACAGGACAGCUCAGAGCUUCUCCCAACCUGCCCGAUCUACAGCAAUCUCCUGCAUUGGGGCCUAUCGGCAGUACAAGCUGUGCAACACGAAUGUGUGUCCAGAAAGCAGUAGAAGUAUCUGGGAGGUACAGUGUGCAUCCUACAACAACAAGCCGUUCAUGGGCCGGUUUUAUGAGUGGGAACCAUUUGCAGAAGUCAAGGGCAGCCGGAAGUGUGAGCUGAACUGCCAGGCAAUGGGCUACCGCUUCUACGUACGGCAAGCCGAGAAGGUCAUCGAUGGUACCCCCUGUGACCAGAAUGGCACGGCCAUCUGUGUGUCUGGGCAGUGCAAGAGCAUUGGCUGUGAUGACUACCUAGGCUCCGACAAAGUCGUGGACAAAUGCGGGGUGUGCGGAGGCGAUAACACGGGCUGUCAGGUUGUGUCGGGUGUGUUUAAGCAUGCCCUCACCAGCCUGGGCUACCACCGAGUUGUUGAGAUUCCCCAAGGAGCCACAAAAAUCAACAUCACCGAGAUGUACAAGAGCAACAACUAUUUGGCCUUGCGAAGUCGUUCUGGUCGCUCCAUCAUCAACGGGAACUGGGCAAUUGACCGGCCCGGGAAAUACGAGGGCGGAGGGACCAUGUUCACGUACAAGCGUCCAAAUGAGAUUUCGAGCACUGCCGGAGAGUCCUUUUUGGCUGAAGGUCCCACGAAUGAGAUCUUGGAUGUCUAUAUGAUACACCAGCAGCCUAACCCAGGAGUCCACUACGAGUACGUAAUCAUGGGGAACAACGCCAUCAGCCCGCAGGUGCCACCUCACAGGAGACCAGGGGAGCCCUUCAACGGCCAGCUGGUACCAGAAGGGAGAAGCCAGCAGGAGGGAGAAGGGAAAGAGGGGGACGAGGAGAAGGCAGCCGUGCACGGCGGGGCUCCUGAAAUAUUCACCUCGGAAUCAGCACAGACCUUCCCGGUCAGGCAUCCAGAUAGAUUCUCUCCCCAUCGACCGGACAAUGUGGUGCCAGCAGCACCACAGCCCCCACGGCGGAGCCGAGACCACAACUGGAAGCAGCUGGGGAUGACAGAGUGCUCGACAACCUGCGGGAAAGGCUCGCAAUACCCCAUUUUUCGCUGUGUGCACAGAAACACUCACGAAGAGGUUCCAGAGAGCUACUGUGACUCAAGCAUGAAGCCGACCCCCGAGGAGGAGCCCUGCAACAUCUUCCCCUGCCCAGCCUUCUGGGACAUCGGGGAGUGGUCUGAGUGCAGCAAAACCUGUGGCCUGGGCAUGCAGCACCGCCAGGUUCUGUGUCGCCAGGUGUACGCCAACCGCAGCCUGACGGUGCAGCCCUACCGCUGCCAGCACCUGGAGAAGCCCGAGACCACCAGCACCUGCCAGCUCAAGAUCUGCAGCGAAUGGCAGAUCCGGACAGACUGGACCUCGUGCUCAGUGCCCUGCGGAGUGGGGCAGAGGACCCGCGACGUGAAAUGUGUGAGCAACAUUGGGGACGUGGUUGAUGACGAGGAAUGCAACAUGAAGCUGCGGCCCAAUGACAUCGAGAACUGCGACAUGGGGCCCUGCGCCAAGAGCUGGUUCCUGACCGAGUGGAGCGAGAGGUGCUCGGCGGAGUGUGGGGCUGGGGUGCGGACACGCUCGGUGGUGUGCAUGACCGACCACAUCGGCAGCCUGCCGCUGGAGGGCUGUGGGAACAACCGGCCGGCGGAGGCCACGCCGUGUGACAACGGGCCCUGCACGGGCAAGGUGGAGUGGUUUGCGGGCAGCUGGAGUCAGUGUUCCAUCGAGUGUGGGCGCGGGACCCAACAGAGGGAGGUGAUUUGUGUUAGGAAGAAUGCAGACACCUUUGAAGUGCUGGGCCCCUAUGAAUGUUCCUUCUUGGAGAGACCCCCCAGCCAGCAAUCCUGCCACCUCAAGCCUUGCGGAGCCAAAUGGUUUAACACAGAAUGGAGCAUGUGUUCCAAGAGCUGCCAGGGCGGCUUCCGCGUCCGGGAAGUGCGCUGUCUGUCUGAUGACAUGACCCUAAGUAAUCUCUGUGACCCUCGGUUGAAACCAGAAGAGAAAGAAUCUUGUAACCCUCAGGACUGUGUCCCUGAAGUCGAUGAGAACUGCAAGGACAGGUACUACAACUGCAACGUGGUGGUGCAGGCCAGGCUCUGCGUCUACAACUACUACAAGACCGCCUGCUGCGCCUCCUGCACGCGCGUGGCCAACAGGCACUCGGGCUUCCUGGGGAGCAGAUAACACCCCGAACCGCAUGCGUGGGCAGGUCAGGGCGUGUGCGGGCGGUGGGACUGGCUGGCUGCUGCCCCACCGGGGGCUCCCUGGCCUGGGGAGCUGCCAGCCAACUAGGCACCAGCCCGCCUGCGGAAAGCGUACACACGGUGCCCAGGAGCAAGGCCAUGGUUGUCCUUUGAGCAUCACCACGAACUGAGGACCACCUCCUUCAGAAACCUGGCACCUGUGCCCUCUGCAGACCAAGUGCUGGGGAGUGUGUGUGGCCCCCAGCCGACUCCCGUCCUGGCACUUUCCAAGUCAGCAGUCGGGCUUUGUCUGGGCGCUGCCUUGUCGCGGUGCUGAGGGGCUUUCCAAUAUCAGUGCCCCUUGGAGAGUCAGAGGAGGCAGCACCCUCACCCGAGAGCCCCCCUAAGCCUUGCUAAGGUACCUGCAUCCCUCUGUUACCUCAGCCAGGCUGUGCCUAUUUUCAUUCUCAAAGACAUUAGGCUGUUUUCCUGCCUUACGACACAAGUAUCUCAUGCCAGCUUAGUGCUUCCUUAUUUCGCAGGUGUAUUCAGAGAUAUUAGUUCAGCAGCAGCUCACAGCGCCCCAGAGUGGGAGGCAGGGAAUGGAUCCUUGUCCCUAUUUUACUGACAAGGAAACUGAGACUCAACUUAGGUAACUCACCUGCCGUGUAUCAGGUAAUCACCCGUUCAGGGGCAGGGCUGAGUCCCGACUCCCGUCGUCUGACCACAAAACCCUCACCCUGAGGCCUGUCCAGAAGUCUUAGGUCUGCAGGAUGUGGCUUCACUUGAGACCAGGAGGCUGAGACGUUUCCCAUUCAGCAAACAAAGCCCAGACUUUUGAAUUCUUUCCUCUGGCCAAAAGUCAAGGCUUUAUCCCCUGAGUUCAGUUGUUUCAGGAGUCUGUUUCUUUUUUCCCUUCCCCCACAAAGACACAGGUCCUGGUGACAGGACUCUGCACGGUUUCUUAAACCCCAUCCUUAACAGAACUAUGCCAUGAGAUAAGAAAGCCAUUGAGGUAGCAAGGUGAUUGCCUGAAAUUCUGAUUCCUCUAACCAGUGGUACAUGCCACCCAUGGAACCCUACGUCGAGGUCCCUUUGGCCUUUUGUCUCCCAGAGCAGAUUUCCAGAGCACACAGCUCAGCACGCUGGGCUCUUGCCCCGGCCUCUCACCCCUUACUCUCCUGGGCUGUUUACCACACAUCGCCCAGUGGAAAGUCUAACCAACCUGUCCCAGCAAAAGCCCUAUGUUCAUAUUAGAAAGAGUUUCCCUUAGUCUUUCUGGUUUGAUUUGUGGAUUUCUGUCUGUGGCUUUGCAUCCCUCUCUUCCCCCGUGACUCACAACCCAUAUCCCCCCCUCCCAUGUGAGAGCACUAAGAUCUGUGUUAAUGCAGCCAGGCUCAACUCCACCAAGAUAUGGCCGCAGCAGCAGGGUCUUCCCUGAGUCACUUCAUUUAACUCUGUAGUUCCCGAGGCCUCUGGCUGGCAGGGGAAUGCAGUGCACGUGAAAGAUGAACUAUCUGAAAAAUCAGUGAAGAAAAAGAAGGGGGGAAGUAUAUAUAUAUAUAUUCUUACACUCAUUAAGAAACAUAAUCAGGCUGAAUGAAUUGGAAGCGUAUAGAAAAUUUAUCUUAUUUAGUACUAUGGUCCUGGGCCUAUUUCCCUUUCAAAGCAAGCAUUUACUCUGAAAUUCAUAGCAACUGAGUUUCUCCCACCAGCCCUUUAACCCAAAAGUCUGCUAAUUUGAUGAUGGUCUGUAGCUUUUGGAAGCAGUAUCACCAGCUCAGUCUGACACACUCCAUUAGGUUCCCACUACCCUUGAGCUUUCAGAAAUUCUAUUUGCCCUUUUUAUAAGUAUCCUUCUGUUUCUGGAAAGCACCCCAUCUCCCCCGAUCCUUACGUAACUCGUGCAACAAGCAGCAGGGCCGAGACCCAGAUUGCUGUGCCCGCCAAGCAAAAACAGAGCAGAGAGGCCAAGCACGUGGCUGAUUUCCAUGCAGCAUCCGCUCUCUCCCGCUCGCCACCUGCCUUUGCUUUUCAUCCCAGGAGAGUGUUUCCCUUAUGCAGCCACUCUUAGAUUUUGCUCUACAAGCCAGUCCUUUGAAGGAUUCUUUGGAGGAGGCUUUCUUUACAUGCUGGAGGUCAGAGCAAGAUCAAUGGGUGGAAGAGCAGAAAGGCUGAUUUCAGCUCAAAUUAAGGGAAAACCUUCUAGCCACCCAGACUGCCCAACACAACAGAGGUGUGGCCGCCAUACACGUGAGCUUUCCAGUCUCAAAGGGAUUUCUCCACCAAGUGGGAGGUGAGCACUCCGGGUCCUUCCAGCUCGGGAUUCUCACGACUGGGCUGGGGCAGUGACAGCCUUGUCUCUCUGACACCCAGCAGUGUUAUGUGGCUCCUAAAUGUUACCUAACCGUUCUUUACAGGGUCAGUGAUCCUCCCAUGAGAACGGCCAUCCUGCCAGUUGUGGCAUUGGGUGGGAGCAAAUAAAUCAACCCAGUGUCUUCAGGGAAAGGAAGUACUGAAACUAGGGGUCUUGUUUCUCUUGCAACAAAUAGGUAAACUAGUAUUGGAAUUCAUUUAUGUCUGGAAAGGUUAUAAGUUGCUAGAUGAGGGGUUUUAUCAGCUUGUCUUGGAAAUCCGAUUUUUACUAACUUCCUUGUUUCUUAUAUCAGCCUCUAAAUGCCUUUGUUCUCAGCCCAACACACAUGAUGAUGUCCUGUAGUAUUUCCAGUGACAAUGGUCCCUUCUCCCUCCAGAGAUGCCUCUUUCUCAUUUUCUUGACCCCCUUCCCUCACCUUCUCCUUCCUGUGACCCACCAGCUCCUUCUCAGUGCUCUGCCUGGUCCCAUAACGGGCCAUGAUGCAAAAAUUGAAAUUUACAUUUUAAUACAGUUUGUUUUUUCUUCCUGUGUACUAGAUUGCCUCUGUCCCUGCCCGGAAUUUAAAAAUUAGGUGAAUUAAAGCUGUUCUGUGUUUUUCGCACAAAAACAUCAACAAAGCUACGAACAGAAACAGUUUGUUUUUUUACUAUCACUUAUUAGAAAAGGAAAGUGUGCCCCCUUGCAGCCUAGGCAAAGGACAUUCAGUACAGCCCAUCCUUCCCAUCCUCACGUGGACUCCCGUUUCUCCCCCCAGAAAAGGAACAGCAUAAGAAACAUGACACUGGAAAAAAUAAAUACAUAAAGCUUGUAAACCCAGCCACUAGAUAGAGUUAGUUCAGUUCAUUACAGGCGUGUUCACUGCCCCCAGCUUGCACGCUGCUGGGGAACCCAGAUGGGCAUGGCCAGUCCUCGCCCCCGGGGACCUGCAGUGUGACAGGAACACUCAGAACUGUCCUGUCUGCCCCUUUGCCUUACUUCUCUGUCCCAAGACUCGGGGUGUAUAUCAUUUACUCACCCUCAAAGGGUUUAGCAUGCAACACUCUUUCCUUUAAAAAGAGUGGCCUUCCAGAGGGAUGAAAAUGAGGGACCCUGGCUUCGUUUCUUUUCAUCAAGUUGUGUGGCAGAGAGAAAAACCCGGAUGUUACUAGUACCUUUCUAAACAAGAGGCUCUCUUUUUCUUUAAUAUAUCCAUUUUAGAAUUUGAAUAUCCACUUUCUAAUGUCGAAGACACAAAUAUAAGAGAUAAGAAGAAACAUGACUUCCCUUAAAGCAGAAUAAUAAUAAUCCCUGAAUAAUCAAACCCGAGGGAACCUCUGUCAGCCUGGCAGGUGGAGGCCAACAUCCGAUCCUUGCCAUAGGAAACAUUUUUAUGUGACUUAGAUGGGAAAUUAGACACCUUCCUGAUGAAAUCGGUAGAUGCCAAGAAGUUGGAGAGAUAACAGCUUGAAUGACAGGUUCUAGUACCAAAAAGGCCAGAGAGACUAGAGCAAAACCUGGAUCUUUGAAAUUCACCAGGAAGCAACACAAAGUCCCACCUUUGGAUUUAAAAGACAAUUAUACAAGUACAAGGUGGGAGAGAUGGAAGACUUUCAGUUGACUAAGCUCAAUGUGAGUCAAGAAAGUGGGAUGGAACUACCCCAAAUACACACACACACACACACACACACACACACACACACACACACACAGAGACGACAUGUAGGCUGCAUAAAGAGAAAACGUUGGUGAACCAUAUUUGUGAUUGUUGGAAACUUUAAGAAGAAUAUCGAUAACAUGUAACAUCCAGAUGAGCAUGCCUGGUCCUGAUUGAGGGUGCAGACUGUGAGAAACAGUAGAAAGGACUUCAUGAGAACGUUUGGCUUGAGGAGAGACUUGGGGUAGCAACAGGAGAGCCAUCCUAGGACCAGGUGGUAAAAGCUGCAGGGAGGCAGAUUUUAGCUCUUCCAGAAGAACCAACUUUCUAUAAGUGAGAGCCUUUGAAACGUAGAGGGCUCUGUGGUUGGUGGUGACUUACCCGUCCUUGGAGGUCUCAGCAGAGGCUUAAUGGCCAUUUGUCACGGACACUGAAGGGGGGAUUCAAGCGCCCAGCUGGGACAACAGGACUUUUACUAUUCUUUCCAAUCUGGGCUUUGGUGACUCUGUAAGUAGAACAGCUUCAAGUGAUUCAGCUGGUCUGGGAUGGCAAGUACGCGGCACACAUACUUCCUGUUUCUAUGACGACCGUUUUGAACCCAGUGCUGCACCCCUCCCCAGAGCUGCUGUGGCCUCAUACCUCAGAGAACCACUAGCCAAUUGGUCGGAGCUGCCCUGUCUGGUCCUGCUUCAUAGAUGAGUAACCAAACAUCCCAAUGGCUAGUUCCCUGCCCAGACUCACACAUCUUGAUGGGGGCAGCGCCUCGACUAGAGUAGGACCCUCUAAAUACCAUCUCUCUUUCUCAACUCACUUUGCUUUCCUGCACAUUUGCCGGAGCUAAGUCAUUCUCUCCCCUCCGAACCACACUCCUGGUUCUUUCUAUUCAGUGGGUAACAGUGGGAGACGGCCAUCGUGCUGAGGAAAGUGGGACCCUCCAGCCAGCUUUCUCAGCAUCUUCCAGACGUUGAGCCCUUUGCCUCAGUGAGAGGAAAGCCAUUCUGUUACAUAAACUUCAUUUCCACCUGCCUUGACCCCCAGAUCCCCACCAUUCAGUUUGACGGAAGGAUAUACUUUGUUAUAACUUAUUAUUUUGUUCUUUGUAAAUACAAGAUGUUUAUAGGAAAUGUGUAUUCUGAACUCUACCGGCAGAAUGAGUCACUACACCAAAAUAGUUCUAUUAUUUAGAAUAUGUUAAUUGUAAAGGGACCUAAUAGGUAUUUAUUUACAUAUUCAAUCCACAUUUGCAUAAAAUUAUUUGAUCCUACUAACCCAGCUUCCUGGAAAGUUGCUGCACGUGAUGUUUUAUUCUAAGUCCAUAGUUACAAUUUAGUAUACUGAUUAGCCAAAUUCCUUGGGUUUUAAGAUCAAAUAUAAAUUACUCUACUUUUUGACUCAUUCAGGGGUUUUUACCCCUGGGAUUGUACCUGAAACAGGUCUGUUUGGAUUGCCACCUUUCUGCCUUAAAUAUCAUAUUUGCUCAUAUAAUCUGCCCCCUCCUCAUCCUCAAAUAUUUGGAGAAGGAAAUAGGAGGGACAUUUUCAUCCCUUCUCUUUGUCUUGUUCGUUAGAAUCACCAGCAGUGAGUUGCUUGGGAGGCUGGCUUGGAGCUGUGAAGGAGGCAGGGUCCCCUGGCAGGGGCCGGGAGGGGCUUCCAGAUGUGAUGCCUUCGUUGCCCUGACCACGCCUCCAGGGUCCCCGCUGGCCACUGCAGAGUGGGACUCCAGGUUGUCCGCUGCACAGCCAGGAGCAAGGGACCCCUGGAGUACUCCACUGACCCCACGUCACCCUCGUGGUGUCAAUUAUUGCUUAAAGAGGUGGAGGGUAGAAGGCAGAUUAUAUGAGUAAAUACAGUCUGUUGUAUCUUCAGCAAAAAUGACAACUAUUUUUGUGUAUGACUAAUUUAUUUUUAUUAUUGUAAAAAAUACAAUA